CUGGUGAGGCAACCCAACUUUUCUACUUCCGCCCUUUCUCGACUGGCGGGCGCGGAGGCUUUGCGCCUGAGGUGAGGACGUUUUAGGUCUGGACAUCCAGCUUGGAAGGGUAGGCUUGUGCCCAGGGUCAAGGAACAGCAAGUCCCGGAAACCCCUCGUGCCCCAACGUGGGACUCCCACCGCCUGUCUCCGAGCCCGGCCGGUAUAACUCUAUCAUUAAAAAAGAAGAAGAAAAUGGUCUCAGAGAAGUGAAAUAACAGACUCAAGGUCACAAAGGCCUAAGUCUCAGCAUCUCUGGAACAAAGCAGUUCUUUUGUGGCAGAAAGGCGGGGACAGGAGUCCCAUCUCAGAGGGACCACCCUCAUCAGAGCUUCAGAACAGAUGCAGAAAAACCCAGAAAAGAGCAGGUUGUGAUUCGCUCCAAGGUGAUUAAGAACUAGGUCUUAAUCACCUUGCCUAGAGAGAGCCAGACUUGGUGAUGUCACCACAUCCAGAAACCGUCACAGACUGUGUGACCAUGGAAACUGUGGAUCAGCUUGCAGAAGGUGCUUAUUCUUCACAGUUCUCUGCAUUCUCCCAGGAGCAGCAGAAAAUGAACAUAUCUCAGGCAUCAGUGUCAUUCAAGGACGUAACUGUCGAACUCACCCAGGAGGAGUGGCAGCAAAUGGGUCCUAUUCAGAAAACCCUCUAUAGAGAUGUGAUGCUAGAGAACUACAACAACCUAGUCUCAGUGGGGAACUGCAUUUUCAAACCAGAGGUGAUCUUCAAGUUGGAGCAAGGAGAAGAGCCUUGGUUCUUAGAGGAAGAAUUCUCAAACCAGAGCCAUAAAGAAGACUACAGAGAUGAAAAUCUAAUCAAGAGACACAAAAAAAUCAAAGACAAACACCUGCAGCAAGUAACAUUUAUAAAUAAUAAACAGUUGCCUAGAGAGGAAGAAGAAGUUUUGAGUAAACCAUUUAAUCUGCGCAUAGUUCCUGUUUCUUCAUCAAAAAUGUCCUGUAAAUGUGACUCAUGGGGAGUGAAUUCGCAAAGUAUUUCUCAAUUUAUCAUUAAUAGUAGAACCUACUCAACAAAAAAAACAGAUUGUUAUAAUGUACGUGAAAAUUUGUCUUUCAAAAUUAAGCUUGAAAGAGCUCAUAUUGGAGAGAAAUUUUAUGAAUAUAAUAAAAAUCAGGAAACUCUCAGUUAUAAGGAAAAUCUUCCUGAACAUCAAAAGUGUCAAACAUUGAAGCAAGCUUUUGAAUUUAAUGGGAUUAGAAAAGCCUUCUAUGUUGAGGCUGCCUGUGUUAAACAUAAGAGUACUCAUACAGGACAACAAUCCUGUAAAGAUGAAGAGUUUAGGAAAAACUAUGACAAGACACCUCUCUUUGACCACGAAAGAACUGGGACAGGAGAGAAACACUCUCAUCUUAACCAGUGUGGGAAAUCCUUCUGUGAGAAGUCAGCUAUCAAGGAAUACAAUAAAUUUAACAUGACUGUGAAACACUGUGAAUGUAUUACAAGUGGGAAUAAUUUCAGCAGGAAGUCAUACCUUACUCAACCUCAGAGAACUCUCACAGAGGAGAAUCCAUUGGUAUGUAAUGACAGAACACAAACUGGAGAUAAACACUUUGAAUGUCAUGAAAAUAGGAAGUCUUACCAGAAAGCCCACAAAGUACGCCAGAGAACUCACUAUGAAGUAAAACCCUGUAAAUGUAAUGAAUGUGGGAAAUCCUUCUGUCAAAAAGGACAUCUCAUUCAACAUCAGAGAACUCACACAGGAGAGAAACCAUUUGAAUGUAAUGAAUGUGGAAAAACUUUCUCCCAGAAGUCACACCUCAGUACACAUCAGAGAAUUCACACAGCAGAGAAACCCUAUAAAUGUAAUGACUGUGGGAAAACAUUUGUCCAGAAGUCAACCCUCAGGGGACAUCAGAGAAUUCACACAGGAGAGAAACCCUAUGAAUGUUGUGAUUGUGGGAAAACUUUUGUUCAAAAGUCAACCCUCAGAGAUCAUCACAGAAUUCAUACAGGGGAGAAAUCCUUUCAAUGUAACGAAUGUGGGAAAACUUUUGGCCAGAAGUCAAACCUCAGAAUUCAUCAAAGAACUCACAGUGGUGAGAAAACUUAUCACUGUAAAGAAUGUGAAAAAUCCUUCUGGCGAAAAGACCAUCUCAUUCAACAUCUGAAAACACACACAGGAGAGAAACCAUUUAAAUGUAAUGAGUGUGGGAAAACUUUCGCCCGGACAUCAACCCUCAGAGUUCAUCAGAGAAUUCACACUGGGGAGAAACCAUUUAAAUGUAAUGAAUGUGGGAAAAAAUUUGUCCGGAAGGCAAUCCUUAGUGAUCAUCAGAGAAUUCAUACAGGGGAGAAACCCUUUCAGUGUAAUAAAUGUGGGAAAACUUUUGGACAGAAAUCAAACCUUAGAAUACAUCAGAGAGCUCACAGUGGGGAGAAAUCUUAUGAAUGUAAUGAAUAUGGAAAAUUGCCUAAGAAGUCAACCCUAAGUAUAUACCAGAGAAUUCAGGGAGGGGGAAAACCAUAUUGAUAUAAUAACUGUGGAAAAUUCUUCUGACUAAGAGACCAACCUAUUUGACAUCGGAAAAUUCACAAAGGAGAAAAACCAUAUAAGUAUGAAUAUAGGAAGAAUUUUGCCCAAAAGGCAACUCCGAGAGUGUAUCAGAGAAUUCACACAGGAUUUCUUUCAAGGUGCUAUGGAAACCCUGUUGGAUGGAGUCAUGCCUUGUUAGAUAACUCAUACAUGUGCUGGUAAUCUCAUUAGUAAGAAUUUCAUAGCUAAACUAAAUUUCCCUAUCUCCCUUUCAUCUAAGUGGGGCUUUGUGACUGGCUAGUAGACUGAGAAUACUCAUGUUUUAUGCCACACCUAGUUCUGACUUCCCUGGUCCCAGCAGUAUCUCAGUCAUACAUGGAAUAGUAGCAACUAUCCCUUAGAGAGGAAAUGUAUCCCCCACUUUGCUGCCUGAAGCAAAGCUGCUGGCUCAGUAGGACCCUCAACUCAUAGGUACUCUAAUUGGGCCUGUUUCACUGAUGGUUUUGCUAGUUGAAACCACUUGGACACUGUGACUGUUGAACCUCAGUGCCAUUAUGCAGACCACAAAACUAAUGUGGCUGCUCCUGUCACUGGGCAGAACACAAAGAUGUUCUCAACUCUAGCCAGUAUUCCUUCUGAUGAAACUUGGUGCGUUCUGAUGGACUCUUGGGUUCUUACUGUACCUAGCUAUCUGACAUGCCUGUUGUAAAACUAUAGGCUUAUAAAAGCACCCCUGUUUGGCACUGUGAACUGUGGGAGGGAAAUCACAGCUGCUGAGCACAACGUCUGGGUUGUUCAACUAGAUUCAUAUGGUAAGAGACUAUUCUCUGAUAAGACUGACUGGAAUCAAGUUGCUGAUCAAGCCCCCACUACCAUGAUUGCCAGCAUUGCUACCUGAAUCCAUAUCAUACUGAUGGCAAAACAUUUACCAUCUUACCCUGGAUACAAA
Molecule: messenger RNA, 3482 nt
Organism: Eubalaena glacialis (North Atlantic right whale)
Lineage: Eukaryota; Metazoa; Chordata; Mammalia; Artiodactyla; Balaenidae
Gene: ZNF510
Product: zinc finger protein 510
Exons: 7
Coding region: 479-2530 (683 amino acids)
Biological process (GO): regulation of DNA-templated transcription
Cellular component (GO): nucleus
Source: RefSeq, a predicted model, not a curated record